This is a messenger RNA of Serinus canaria (Common canary), 901 nucleotides long. RefSeq names its product NME/NM23 nucleoside diphosphate kinase 3 (gene NME3). The transcript has 5 exons. NCBI's taxonomy places the organism in Eukaryota, Metazoa, Chordata, Aves, Passeriformes, Fringillidae. Bases 108 to 617 code for a protein of 169 amino acids. Gene Ontology annotation, molecular function: nucleoside diphosphate kinase activity. The record is from RefSeq and is a predicted model, not a curated record. Gene Ontology annotation, biological process: UTP biosynthetic process; CTP biosynthetic process; GTP biosynthetic process.
GGUGUCCCCGUGUUUCCGCCCCGCCGCUCCGCGCCCCCGGCACGACGGUUCCGCGGGGGGCGGUGACAGCGCGGGGGGAGCACGGCCCCUUUAAGCGCGGCGCCGCCAUGAUCUGCCUGGUGCUGGGGCUCAUCGCCAGCCUCUUCCACAGUGCCUUCGGCGGGGUCAAUGAACGAACCUUCGUGGCCAUCAAACCGGACGGCGUCCAGCGGCGCCUGGUCGGGGAGAUCAUCCGGCGCUUCGAGAGGAAGGGGCUGCAGCUGGUGGGGAUGAAGCUGCUGCAGGCCUCGGAGGAGCUGCUGAAGGAGCACUACAUCGCCCUGCAGGACCGUCCCUUCUACGGCCGCCUGGUGAAGUACAUGAGCUCCGGGCCCAUUGUGGCCAUGGUCUGGCAGGGCCUGGAUGUGGUGAAGACAGUUCGCACCAUGAUCGGGGAGACCAAUCCAGCUGAAUCCAGGCCUGGCACCAUCCGAGGAGACUUCUGUGUUGAAGUCAGCAAGAACGUGAUCCAUGGCAGUGACUCGGUGGAGAGUGCCCAGCAGGAGAUCUCGCUCUGGUUCCGCCCCGAGGAGCUGCCGUGCUGGGAGGACACGGCUGCACACUGGAUCUAUGAGUGAGCAGCAGUCCCAGGGGGAGUUCAUCCUCCUGCUGGGACACAGCACAUUUCCAUCCAUCUCAUGGCAGCUGCUGGGGCUGGCUGCAGAUCCUCUGUGGGAUUCCUCUUCUGCCUGUGGGAUCUUGGGAGCUGGGCUGUGUGUGGAGCUCUGGUUCAGCUCCUGCCAAGGGGAGCUCUUUCUUUUUUUCUCUCUCUGCUCUAGUAGGUAGUUGGUAUUGUUGCUCUGUUUGCUGAAGCAUCUUAAAUCCCAAGUAGCUCAAGCUGAUUAAUUGAAGCAAAACUUGA